Molecule: messenger RNA, 1426 nt
Organism: Scleropages formosus (Asian bonytongue)
Lineage: Eukaryota; Metazoa; Chordata; Actinopteri; Osteoglossiformes; Osteoglossidae
Product: DNA damage-inducible transcript 4-like protein
Exons: 2
Coding region: 87-713 (208 amino acids)
Biological process (GO): negative regulation of signal transduction
Cellular component (GO): cytoplasm
Source: RefSeq, a predicted model, not a curated record
GGAGCGAAGGAGCGAAGUCCUGUCAGAGCGCAGCGGAUCGAGUGUCAGUCACCGAUGAAGAACACAGCAGCUUGUCGGGGGACACGAUGGUGUACACACAGGCUCUCGUCUUCGGGAACGGUAUGACGGCGCUGUCGGAGGACGGUGUAGCUGAGCUGCUCAGGAAGCUCAUCCAUCAGUUUACAUCAAAUGUUAAAAACGGAGUUGAGGACCCACGUUUGGAAGUCGGAUACAAGUAUAGGGCAGCAGAGAAGUUGUCAGAUAGGGAGAACCUGGGCCCCAUGGAGGACUUUGAGGACUCUGAGGAGAUCCUUCAGGUGGAGCUGGCUAAGCGGAUUGAGCUGUGCCUCUCUGAUGCCAAGACUUCCCGUCUCCACUGCCGCGAACUGCACCUGCCCCGGCAGCUCACGGGCCGCAUCGCCCACGACAUCCUGCGGUCCUCCGCCGAUGAGCCCUGCGGCCUUCGGGGGGCGCUAAUCCAGGUGUUCUUGGAGAGUAAAGGGACACUGCAGCCGCUGGGCACGGUCACGCCCGACCGCAGUGUCACACCCACGUUCGAGCUCUCCGUCGUGCUCAAGGCCGACUCGGACGGCUGGCCCGCUCUGAAGCAGCUGUUUGUCACGGACAAGGUGCUGAGGCUCUGCCCCAGCUACAAACUGGUCAAAAGGAAGCUCUACUCAUCCGCUAGUCCCGUCAUCUGCGAAUUUAUUUAGAACUGCACAUGUCCGGCUGUGUGGCACAGGUACACUACUAGCACAGGUGCAGGCACGGUGCAUUUUCAUGACGUUCUCAGGGAGACGGGGAAGAAUGGCCACACGUUCCGCUGACAAAACUACUGUUACGUCGAUCUAUUGGAGGCAACUUUUAGUUAAGUCUAAAACUAUGAAGCUGUGAAGUGAAAGAGUGGUUUGGUUGGGGAAAGGGGUUUUAGUACAUGUCAUUUGAUGGGGGGGAAUGAACACUGGAUCAGUAUUUCUGCAAGUGCUUAGGAAAAAGUUGUCUUUUUUUUUAACUUGUCCUUGCAUGCCAGUUACUCUUAUAUGGAUUUGUUUUUGAAGUUUUUAUUUGUAUGCUGGGAACACACCCUGGCUCACAUGAGUCCUACUCACUCAAAACUGUUGUCCUGGUAGCCACUGGAAAACACACCACCUGUGAAGAGCUGCUGUAUGUGUGUGUUGCAUGUGUUUGCUCUGAGUAUGAAUCAUUUUGGCUCAGGGCAGUAUUUGUGGCUAAGCAAGCUACAGUGCCCAGCUGUGUGUAAAAAGAAAAAUAUGUGAAUAUAAAGGCAGUGCACUUUGUAUAAUUUAAUAUUUAUGAAACUAAGGACAUAUCACUUCUGUGAUAGAGGUGGGACAUUAAAAGUGGUCAUUUUCUCAGUAUUAUGAAUAGUGGGGGGAAACGCAAUUAAAAUUGUACUCUUAAACCA